AGCAGAGGGGUGGUUGUGUGGUAUGGCGGCUGUCUCCCUCUUUGUCCCCACAGCCGGAGCGGACAGGGUGGUGAGACGCAGUAGUGUAAUGUCGGUAUCCGAGACAUGCUGCGCGGCAUGCUCAACAACUGCAGCCACCGUAGUUUGGUUGAGCGACAUGGCCGCAGUCACCAUCUGUAGAACACUGGUCGCAACACGUCUACGCCAGCAACGGCUUGUGCGUCAAACGUGCUGAUCGGCCGGCCCUCAACAUCUACAGCGACCGAGUCCCUGGCAUGCGCGGCACAUACUAUCAUUGCUAUGAUAUUGACUUUGCGUGCCUGAUAUCGCGUCGUAGCAUUAGCAUCAUGACUACAGCCGCUAGCUCACAGUCGGGUGCAGCCCUAGCAGGAACUAUGUCUCGUUUCGCUCGUUGCCAAUCGCAUAACAUCAUCAGCAUCUUGCACGACGCGGUUCGACGUUAGCUUGCGCGAUACGACCGAUGUCAUGGAUCUAAAUCGGAUCAUCCGGACCUCGCUGUUUCAAGCCCGUAGUGCACAGUGGGCGCAAAGCUUAGUAGACGGUUGCGUAGCAAAAGCUUCGUCGGCAGACAGGGUAGAGGGUGAGGGGUCGUUCUGUGGUGUCAGUAAGAAGCUCGGUGUGACGUUGCACCCUCUUGUCUUGCAGAUCGGCAAGAUCUUGUCCAGAUCUGAUCUGCGGGACGACCGAUGUCUUAGUUGGGUUAUAGGUGUGCGAAGGACGGCGCAUUUGACGGAGAAAGCCCGCUUGGGAUGUGUUGGUUGGGAGACGGCUUUAGCAAGUGUAGCAAUCAUAAUCAAACCGAAUGUAUUAUGUUGUGCAUCGCAAAAGCCUUUGGCGCUCAUUGCAGGGUCGAAGGACGUCUACAAGUCAAGCCUACGCUGUGCAACUUGCACAACCGUAACCGCCCGCCUGCUGUGGCGCAGUUUGGUACGACGACCCUGUCGUCUACAGCAUAUGUCAAUAUGUCAGUCGCGUAUGUCUCGCCUAUCCUUCGACAUCAUCCCUCUAUUUCCAAUACCACUGAAGUGCCAGACCACGGUCCUCGAUUUGUCAUGUUCUUGGAGCGGAAGGGCGCUGGUAGCCUGUCAGUCUGCGGCCCAGGACCUCACGGCUGCCCCGGGUGAUAUUGGCGUCGGCUGAUGCGGCAGGCGUGCUAGAAGUCGGUGGUUUCUCGGUUGCUCGGUUCGUGCCGAGCCAGUGACGAGCAGUUCAGACCCCUUCAUUCCGAUAUGAGUCGACAUAUCUACGAAGUGCGGGGCUUAUCGUGCCCUUGAGGUUGCGGUGAAUGGGCUGGGGUUGCAGUCGCAGCGGACGGGCUGCGGCGGUCGCUAUCCUCGCCGAAGCCAAGAUUUCUGAAUGAGUCAGGGGCCAUGAGAUUCCUGUGGGCACGGUUCGAGUCAGUGACGUCCUCUGCGAAAGUCUGUCUUGGGCAGUGCUGAGCUAUGAUCGGAUGCUGCCGACGCAGUGUGACAGCACUAUGUGGAGAUGUGGGUAUUGUUGAGGGGGCAACUAUCCGCAAAGCAUAUCGGGCGCUGAGGGAGAGUCCGGGCUGGCAAUGACUGA
Messenger RNA from Boeremia exigua, 1584 nucleotides. RefSeq lists its product as uncharacterized. The transcript has a single exon. The record is from RefSeq and is a predicted model, not a curated record. Lineage: Eukaryota; Fungi; Ascomycota; Dothideomycetes; Pleosporales; Didymellaceae. Bases 487 to 1161 code for a protein of 224 amino acids.